Molecule: messenger RNA, 978 nt
Organism: Lizanozyma spartinae
Lineage: Eukaryota; Fungi; Ascomycota; Pichiomycetes; Serinales; Debaryomycetaceae
Product: putative lipase
Exons: 2
Coding region: 1-978 (325 amino acids)
Biological process (GO): lipid metabolic process
Source: RefSeq, a predicted model, not a curated record
AUGUCUGUUGUAUCUUGUUUAAGCAUAGUUUUGCUAUGUUUAAGGUCAGUCACUGGUGCCAAAGUAACUCCUCCACCAGAUGUGGAGCAACUCAUUGAAUUCGCUGACUUUGCUUCAAUUGCAUAUUGUGUGAAUAAGAACCUCGAUACGGGACCUUUGAAGACUUCAUGUUCUAAACCAUUUUGUAAAGCUCAUGAGAAGGUUGAGAUAGUUAAGAUGUUUGACUUUAAUGAAUCGAGACAUUUGGGUCAAGGAUUCUAUGCGCUUGAUCAUGAAAAGAAAAGAGUCAUCUUAACUUUUAGAGGCACUUCGAGUUAUAUCGACUGGCUUCAAGAUUUUGAUAUCGUUCAAGUACCUUAUCAAACAAUCACACCCACUGCAAAGGAGAACAAGUGCAAAGAUUGUAAGGUUCAUCGGGGAUUCCAUAAAUUUGUGACAAGCAAUUGUGAUUCCAUUGUUAAGGAUGUGAAGCAAUUACUGGUACUGAACCCCAAUUAUGAUUUGGUGAUUAUUGGACAUUCAUUAGGUGGAGCUUUGGCUCAUUUAACAGGCUUGGAAUUUCAAGUUAUGGGUUAUCAUCCUUUAGUGGUUACUUUUGGAGAACCAAUGGUUGGUAAUUGGCAGUUUGCUGAGUUUAGUAACUCCCAGUUUCAAAUGGUUAAUGUUGCGGAUACUAUUUCAAGUAAUUCGGCUUUAACUGGAGGCCAUAUUAGGGUAGUACAUAUUAAUGAUCCUGUUCCUCAUCAACCACUGUUACCGUCUUAUUCUUACUGUGGAUACGAAUAUUUUAUCAAUAAAGAUUCAUUUCCUCAUGGGGCUAGGAACAUCGAACGGAAGGGUAUAAAAACUGGGUCCAGCUUAUUUUCUUCCACUUCAACCUGGAACCCAAGUAAGUUAAUUCCUGAAAAUCCCAUCAGUGCUGCUCAUCGUAACUAUUUUAGAAGAAUCACUGGAUGUCUGGAUGAAUAUAGUCAAUGA